AUGAACACUCCCUCACUUGUCUGUCUAUUCCUCCUUGCUUCAAUCGCUGCAGCUCAGCAGCAUGACUCGGACACAGAUCAGAUUGGAUAUCCCGCUCCUAUGCCAUCAGAGGCCUUCUAUCGUCAACAGAGAACCAAUUUAUUGGAGACCAAACAGGAUCUCAUCACCAUGAUCAAUCAGCUGAGAGAAACCAUCUUCAAUCAGCAGAUGCUCCUGAAUCGUCACUAUGACAAUCAGCAUGCCAAUCGGCAACAAAAGUUCGCUUCGGAGUAG
Messenger RNA from Rodentolepis nana, 273 nucleotides. NCBI's taxonomy places the organism in Eukaryota, Metazoa, Platyhelminthes, Cestoda, Cyclophyllidea, Hymenolepididae. The record is from the annotation of a GenBank genome assembly.